This is a messenger RNA of Jatropha curcas, 928 nucleotides long. RefSeq lists its product as uncharacterized. Lineage: Eukaryota; Viridiplantae; Streptophyta; Magnoliopsida; Malpighiales; Euphorbiaceae. Gene Ontology annotation, biological process: protein targeting; intracellular protein transport. The record is from RefSeq and is a predicted model, not a curated record. Gene Ontology annotation, cellular component: membrane.
GUAUGUGUAAAAUAAUAAUAAUAAUAAUCUUUCUUGAAUUCAUCUGGAAGCGCCGAAAUAGCUCAAAAACGCACCAGAGCAGGACAGUGUGGUAGGAGAGACCUCAAAGCUCCACCCAUACCCAUCUUCAACAAAUCCAAGUGGAUGAAAAUUGAAGAACAGCCAACAUUAGUACUACUAUGAGUGCUGCUGUUUGUGGGUUUACCAGAAGAUUUCCAGGCUUGGUUCCUCCUGGCCCUUAUAAUCAACCUUUUAGGAUUCAAAGACACAAGGAAGGCAAAUUUAACGAUGGCUAUGCCAUUCAGCUACCUAAAAUGAUUCCUAGAGGACAAAUUCAAUAUUUUCCUUCAAAGCAUUCUAGGAACAAGCAUGUUUUAUCCAUAGGAAGGGAUGAUUAUCAGUUGAACUACAACGAUGACUUGCCUCAAGAACCUUUUCUGCUGACUCUUAUUAAGGAAGCAAUAUGGGCUACGAAAUCAUUAUUUUUAUUUCUGGUUGAGCAGCCGAGUCAGCUGAAGUAUAUAGAAUGGCCAAGCUUCCAAAGCACUCUGAAGACCGCAACCCUCACUCUUGUAAUUGUGGCACUGCUUAUUGUCGCGCUAUCAUCAGUUGACUCUAUCCUAUGCUAUUUGUUGGCUUUGCUUCUAAGGAGGAGUGCUUGAUAGAAGACAAACACUUGUUUUUCAUAUAUGUUUUUGCAGGUACUUACAAAGCCUAUUUCCCUCCUUAGCACAUGUUAGCAAAAAAUUUUAUAUUGGAAAAAAUAUGUAAACUGAAUGAGAGAAAAGAGAUAGCUUUUGUAUAUAAUUGGGGAUUAUAUGAUGUAGGUUGUCUUAAUUGGCAAAUAUGAAUUAUAUGGCUUCUUUUUUUACUUUUUAAUUUGCAAUGAACUGCAUAUCUAUGCAAGUGGCAAAAUAACAUUCUGUGA